Messenger RNA from Suillus clintonianus, 1245 nucleotides. RefSeq lists its product as uncharacterized. The transcript is spliced from 2 exons. The record is from RefSeq and is a predicted model, not a curated record. Lineage: Eukaryota; Fungi; Basidiomycota; Agaricomycetes; Boletales; Suillaceae. Bases 1 to 1245 code for a protein of 414 amino acids.
AUGUCUUCCAGUUCAGACUCAUCAGCCAGUGGUGAACCACCAAUGACGACAACCUCGUCACUCAAACUUCCUGGCGCCACUUCAUUCGACACUUACCUUUGUGGGGCAUCACUCAGCUCUGCGGGCUUCCCACCUGUAGGCGGACGCACAGUUAAUACUGUCAAGGGCCUUUUGAGGGCAGAGCUUGAUGGCCAUGUCAUUGAUGAGUCUGGCCUUGCCCAGAUGAAGUUUACCGACUCCAUUUUCCGUGCGCUCAUCCCCGUAUCAACCUUCCAAAAUCAUCACGUCAAAAAGAUCAGGUACCACAAGAAGGACGGCGCAUCUGUAUACAUACAAAACAAGUGGAAUUACAGCCGCAGGAAAAAGAGCAAGGGUUCAGGGAGGGACACCACCGAUACAGACAUCGUUGACUCAGAUGAUUUGCGUGCAGAACUUGAGGCCUUGGAUUCUCAUGGUUCAACAAUCUUCUCCCAAGGGACCGACAGCGGGAGUGACAAUGAAUUCAAUGGCAGUGUAAAGGCAGGAUCAAAGAGGAAACAGAAAAAGAGUUCGACCGAGAGGGACUUACAGUACCUGUUCCAUGCUGUUCAGUGGGCCCUGCGUAAUCGAACUGGAUAUGCGAAGAAACUUCCCUAUGAAAUUUCGCCCAUCGAGCGGUACUGGUCUGCCGAGUUUGCCAACUCACCCAUACCAGACCUAUACAACUCGCAGAAGCCCGAUGUCGCCCUGUUCUAUUACAUGAACAAACGUGAGGAAAAGAGAUGGGUUGAUGUCUUGAGCUUCGUGGAACACACCUCCAGCAAUUUUGUUGCAUCUCCUGAUUUAUCAGUGUAUUGUGGAUCUACCACCAAGGUGUACCUCAUCAUGCGAGAACAACCGCCUCAUCAUAUCCCUUCCGACCCCCAUCCAUACACACCCGAUCAGUGUGGUCGCCUGGAAGCUGAUGAUGACAAAGAUUACCUUCAAGCCGUCUAUAAAGAUGAAUGCGAGAUCCUCCACAGCAUCAGCGCCCAGACCGACCAAGUUGCAAAGAUUUUGGAUAGACGUAUCGCACAAUGUCUCUCACAAUCUACCGGAUGCUUCCCCUUGCGUCGCCGCUUUCUCAGUGGGGUUCAGACUACUGAACCCUUCUCCCUCGAGGACUCAGAUGUCACAUCUGAUGAAUCAGAUGAAAUGAGGGGUGGGAACCUGGGUACGUCGGACUUUGCCUUCGACGAGUCAGGCUCAGAAGGCUUAGAUGACUAA